Messenger RNA from Fonsecaea nubica, 468 nucleotides. RefSeq lists its product as hypothetical. NCBI's taxonomy places the organism in Eukaryota, Fungi, Ascomycota, Eurotiomycetes, Chaetothyriales, Herpotrichiellaceae. The transcript is spliced from 2 exons. Bases 1 to 468 code for a protein of 155 amino acids. The record is from RefSeq and is a predicted model, not a curated record.
AUGGCGAGAUCAGCCGUGCACUAUGGGCAAUCCCUUAUCCGGGCGGACCGAAUGAUGCUAUACCCAUCCGAAGACAAGAUGGGUCUAAUGGCGAAUUUUCGACAUGGGAAGGAGUUCGAGAAACCGAGACCGAGCGAAGAAGAGCCGCUGCAAGAGCAGUGGGAACGGUCGGUCCUCGAAUUCGUCGCAGUCCAACCCCAAGUCCUGAGCGAAGUAUCUUCCCACGGCGAGAUUCGACGUGAAGGCGAGCGAUGGGCAAGUCGGACAGAAGACGAAGGCAGCCUCAUCAUCGCAUGCUGCGACCACACGGUCAAGUUCUUUGAGAUUUGGGCGGGGAAAAGUAAAGGAAAGAAAGUGUAUGGAUUGGGUCAGCGGGCAGGUGUGCUGGGCGGUAGUCGUGUUCUGGAAGGUUGGUGUGACAAUCUUGGUGUGGAUGAGAUUGGAUAUGGGGAGGACGUUAUCCGGUAG